Molecule: messenger RNA, 2193 nt
Organism: Zonotrichia albicollis (white-throated sparrow)
Lineage: Eukaryota; Metazoa; Chordata; Aves; Passeriformes; Passerellidae
Source: RefSeq, a predicted model, not a curated record
GCCAUCAGCACCACCACGGGCCAGCAGGAGGGAGAGGGCUCCGAGGGGGAAGGGGAGGCGGAGGGGGACGUCCACACCAGCAACAGGCUGCACAUGGUCAGGCUGAUGCUGCUGGAGAGGCUGCUGCAGAACCUGCCCCAGCUGAGGAACGUGGGGGGCGUCCGGGCCAUCCCUUACAUGCAGGUUAUUCUGAUGCUCACAACAGACCUAGAUGGGGAGGAUGAGAAAGACAAGGGAGCUUUGGAUAACCUUCUGUCCCAGCUGAUUGCAGAGCUGGGCAUGGACAAAAAGGAUGUGUCCAAGAAGAACGAGCGCUCCCCUGUGAACGAGGUGCACCUGGUGGUGAUGAGGCUGCUCAGUGUCUUCAUGUCCAGGACCAAGUCAGGAUCCAAGACUUCCAUUUGUGAGGCUUCCUCCCUGAUCUCCAGUGCCACAGCAGCUGCCUUGCUGAGCUCUGGUGCUGUUGAUUACUGUCUGCACGUGCUCAAGUCCCUGCUGGAGUACUGGAAGAGCCAGCAGAACGACGAGGAGCCCGUGGCCACCAGCCAGCUGCUGAAGCCUCACACCACCUCCUCUCCCCCUGACAUGAGCCCCUUUUUCCUCCGCCAGUACGUGAAGGGUCACGCUGCAGAUGUUUUUGAGGCCUACACUCAGCUCCUGACAGAGAUGGUGCUGCGCCUGCCCUACCAGAUCAAGAAGAUUGCAGACACCAACUCCCGCAUCCCCCCGCCCAUCUUUGAUCACUCCUGGUUCUACUUUUUGUCUGAGUACCUGAUGAUCCAGCAGACGCCGUUCGUGCGGCGCCAGGUGCGCAAGCUGCUGCUCUUCAUCUGCGGCUCCAAGGACAAGUACCGGCAGCUGCGGGACCUGCACACGCUGGACUCGCACGUGAGAGGCAUCAAGAAGCUCCUGGAGGAGCAGGGCAUCUUCCUCAGGGCCAGCGUGGUGACAGCCAGCUCAGGCUCUGCCCUGCAGUACGACACCCUGAUCUCCCUGAUGGAACAUCUGAAGGCUUGUGCAGAGAUUGCCACGCAGAGAACAGUGAACUGGCAGAAAUUCUGCAUCAAGGAUGACUCUGUUCUCUACUUCCUGCUCCAAGUCAGCUUCCUGGUAGACGAAGGAGUGUCCCCAGUUCUCCUGCAGCUGUUGUCUUGUGCUCUGUGUGGCAGCAAAGUGCUGUCUGUGGCUUCAUCCUCUGGAGCUUCCAGCACCUCUUCCAGCUCUGCUCCUGCAGCAUCAGGCUCAGGGCAGGCGGCGGCGCAGAGCAAAUCCUCCACCAAAAAGAGCAAGAAGGAGGAAAAGGAGAAGGAGCGAGAGGGGGAGGGUUCAGGCAGCCAGGAGGACCAGCUGUGCACGGCCCUGGUGAACCAGCUGAACAAGUUUGCUGACAAGGAGACCCUCAUCCAGUUCCUGCGCUGCUUCCUGCUGGAAUCCAACUCCUCCUCAGUGAGGUGGCAGGCCCACUGCCUGGCCCUGCACAUCUACAGGAACUCCAACAAGUCCCAGCAGGAGCUGCUGCUGGAUCUCAUGUGGUCCAUCUGGCCAGAGCUGCCAGCCUAUGGAAGGAAGGCUGCCCAGUUUGUGGAUCUCCUGGGAUACUUCUCCCUGAAAACACAGCAGACUGAGAAAAAGCUGAAGGAAUAUUCCCAAAAGGCCGUGGAGAUCCUCCGGACCCAAAACCACAUUCUCACCAACCACCCCAACUCCAACAUCUACAACACAUUGUCUGGGCUCGUGGAGUUUGAUGGCUACUACCUGGAGAGUGAUCCUUGCCUUGUGUGCAACAACCCUGAGGUGCCUUUCUGUUACAUCAAGCUGUCGUCCAUCAAAGUGGACACGCGCUACACGACCACGCAGCAGGUGGUGAAGCUCAUUGGCAGCCACACCAUCAGCAAGGUGACAGUGAAGAUUGGGGACCUGAAACGAACCAAGAUGGUGAGAACCAUCAACCUCUACUACAACAACAGGACCGUGCAGGCCAUCGUGGAGCUGAAGAACAAGUAUGUUCAUCAAGUUUUGUGUGCAGUCUCUGAAUCAGAUUCGUUCCCUUGGCUUCUUGUUUUUCCCCAAGGUUCCUCCUUAGACUGUUACUCAUCGCUCUCAGCCCACAUUGGGUGGGAUUGUUCUGAAUCCCCUACAGUUGUUGAAGCAAAGAUCCAGAUUUCCUCUGAAGCUUGAAGAAUGUCUAUAAAA